GAUAAUGUCAAAGCCAAGAUCCAAGACAAGGAGGGGAUCCCGCCAGACCAACAGAGGCUUAUCUUUGCUGGUAAACAGCUAGAGGAUGGCCGCACCCUUGCUGAUUACAAUAUCCAGAAGGAGUCCACCCUCCACCUUGUCCUUCGUCUUAGGGGUGGCAUGCAGAUAUUUGUGAAAACUCUCACUGGAAAGACUAUUACCUUGGAAGUUGAGAGUUCUGAUACCAUUGACAAUGUAAAAGCUAAGAUCCAGGACAAGGAAGGUAUCCCUCCAGAUCAACAGAGGCUGAUAUUUGCUGGCAAACAGUUGGAGGAUGGGAGGACACUUGCAGAUUACAAUAUCCAAAAAGAGUCAACCCUCCACUUGGUGCUGCGUCUGCGUGGAGGAAUGCAGAUUUUUGUGAAGACCUUGACUGGUAAAACCAUUACUUUGGAGGUGGAGAGCUCUGACACAAUUGACAACGUCAAAGCCAAGAUCCAAGAUAAGGAGGGUAUCCCACCUGACCAACAAAGGUUGAUUUUUGCUGGGAAGCAGCUUGAAGAUGGGAGGACACUUGCAGACUAUAACAUCCAAAAGGAGUCAACCCUGCAUUUGGUUUUGCGCCUUAGAGGAGGGAUGCAGAUAUUUGUCAAGACCUUGACUGGGAAAACCAUCACCCUGGAGGUUGAGAGCUCAGACACGAUUGACAAUGUGAAAGCAAAGAUUCAGGACAAGGAGGGGAUUCCUCCAGACCAGCAGAGGUUGAUCUUUGCUGGCAAGCAGUUGGAGGAUGGUCGCACUCUGGCUGACUACAAUAUCCAGAAGGAGUCCACCCUGCAUCUUGUCCUUCGCCUCCGUGGUGGUUUCUAAGUUGUACUUGUGUCCUAAUUUUGCCAAUCUGUGGCA
Theobroma umbraticum is the source of this 885-nucleotide messenger RNA. RefSeq names its product polyubiquitin 11. Lineage: Eukaryota; Viridiplantae; Streptophyta; Magnoliopsida; Malvales; Malvaceae. Gene Ontology annotation, molecular function: protein binding. The record is from RefSeq and is a predicted model, not a curated record.